Molecule: messenger RNA, 2048 nt
Organism: Acanthoscelides obtectus
Lineage: Eukaryota; Metazoa; Arthropoda; Insecta; Coleoptera; Chrysomelidae
Source: the annotation of a GenBank genome assembly
CAUCAGUCAAUAUAUGUCAUCACUGAUAUGACGGCUGUUAAAAUUAUUCCGUUGAUAACUGCAAAGGAGAGUGUUUUUUAGUAAGGAAGGAUAACGUUUCCUGUAAGUCCUGAAUGAGUUGACUAUCAAUAAUACAAGGAGUUUUUGUUCUUUGUUCGCUGAGUUCUUUGUUCCAAGUAUCCUGAGAACCAUCUUAAAACGUUUCCUUCAAACCCAUACUCAAGACAUUCUUCCAUCCUGAAAUAACAGACUGAAGCGCACUCUCACACGAAUGGUCCUUAAUUUAUUUUCUUCUACGCAUUGACGUAAUUGUUGAUUGACAACAGUUUGACUGUUGACAUUUUCCAAUCAUGGGGAAGACAUCCUGUUUCCACACUGGAAUUUAUAAGCUCGCCGCUGGCUGGACAGUACACAAGCAAUGUUAUAUGCAUUCCUUACAGAAACAGAAUCGAUGUUGAUGCUAUGACAAAUGAGAACCAUACGCAUAGAAGAAAAGUCGUAGAUAAAUAUUACAAUCGUCCGCCUUUCACUCUGAAGAUGAAAGAACCCUCAGUUGCAAGAAGCAAAUUCAGUGAAAUGACUCCCAUAAAGAAAAUGAGGAACAAAUAUCACAGGUUAGAGACAUCUUAUAGAGAUAUUAUAAACCACCUGGAAAAUGGGAUUAAACCACAAGAAAAGGAUACGACCAAAGAGAUUAUUCCGAAAGUUAUCCAAAGUUUCCAAAGAGUUACUCCGAGCAAGGAAAAUAACUUUCAUUGUACAAAAAAGCCGGUAACCAGUAACAACACUUCACUGCACACAUUCUUCAGAAACAAGAUUAUGCCGCUGGGGAAGCACAUACCGGAUCACAAGAUAAUGAGACAUCUGUUACAUAAUUUGGCGGAAGAUAGUGCAGAAGCGAAAUAUUUCGAUGAAUUCGCAGAUACGAUUCCUAUAAAGGAAGUUGACAUAAAUGCAAAGACAAAAGAUACAAGGAUUGAUAAGUCAACAAGCACAUCUGGUUUAUUAUGGCCAAUAUCUGAAGAGCCAAUGUUAGAUAGAAUGCGACCUAAAACGAAAGUUCCGGGAAGACAAAGCUCAAGCCAAGUCAUGGCAGAACAGCACCGGUUAAAUAGAGUUAUUUCAAAUAGGUUGAAGUCUAACCAAUCAACAUGUGAAACAAGACCACGGCAUCUACAAACUAGUGAAAACUAUAGUGGUGAUACACACUACGACUGUGAAGCUAUUCCCACAAAGGAACGAGGUUCGUGUUACGAUAUCUCCAAGAAUCAAUAUCAAGACAGCAAAGAAAUUGCUGUAAAUCGAAACAGUCGAUCAAAAAGUACAUUUCAAAGAGAAAAAAGUUUCGUGAAAACCCAGGUUGAAAAAUAUAACAGGAUAAACGGCAAAAGUGCUCUUCUUCGAAAGUUAUCAAUUCAUAAAGGAGGCAUCUCUUCGAAGGAAAUCCAAAAUUGUACUUGCCCUUAUACUGGUUUGAUGAACCGCGCGAAGAAGAGUUUUCCGAAGUUCGAUACUUAUGAGAAUUCUACAGAUAACAACCAAGAAUGGUCGGAUAACUACGUGGCUGACACGUGGAAGAAAGAAAAAAUUACAUUUCCAAAAGAAACGCGGCUGGCAGUGGAAGGCAUGAUGGACAGGGCUAAACAUCCAAGAAUACCUUUAGCCAAGUUUGUUCAAAAUAACAGCCUCCAACUUCGUCCGGCUAUUGAAUUGGGAGAUGGUGAAGACUUGAAAACACCCUAUCAAAACCUCGCUAUACCCUGCACUAACAAUCUCCUAUGCGACAGAGGACAACAUGAAGGCCCAUGCGAAGAAAUAAAUACAGCACCACCGGAGGCAGUGGACCGAUGUCAGUAUAGAAGGCAAAGGCAUCGCCAUAGAUAUGUGAAGUGAGACUGUAUUAUCAAUAAAUGAAUAAAUGAAGUACUACGCUUUAGUUCAUAGUCCAUUCCAAAGGAUUUACUCACACUUCAGUUUAAGAUUCAUAGGUAAUCCUGACUGAUAAGUAAUUUUGAAGUAUAUAAUGUUUUAUUUUAGUUUAUAAUACA